Messenger RNA from Lachancea thermotolerans CBS 6340, 552 nucleotides. RefSeq names its product Ecm1p (gene ECM1). Bases 1 to 552 code for a protein of 183 amino acids. Lineage: Eukaryota; Fungi; Ascomycota; Saccharomycetes; Saccharomycetales; Saccharomycetaceae. Gene Ontology annotation, cellular component: nucleolus; preribosome, large subunit precursor. Gene Ontology annotation, biological process: ribosomal large subunit export from nucleus. The transcript has a single exon. The record is from RefSeq and is a predicted model, not a curated record.
AUGGCCAAGAAGAUUUCGAAGCACUCGAGAGCUGCUAGAAGGUUGGAAGUCGAAGAUGUCGAAGCCCAGACGCUCGCGAAGCUUCCAAGAGCCCAAAAUUUGGAUUUAACAAACAAGCUGAUAAGAACAGCAUCAAAGAAUGAACAACUUUUGGAGGCGAAGAUGCGGAAGAAAGAAGGGUCCGGUAAGAGGGUCGGCAAAAAGUCUAUUGCAAAGGGCUUGCCUGAAAACCUAGAUAAAGAAAGAUUGGAAAAGGCGCUUAACGUUACAAGCAGACUUGACGGUAAAGUUCAGAAAGCUAAGUCAAGAGCCAAGUAUGUUCAGAAUGCAAGAAAAGCUGGCUGGGACCGCACCAACGAAAGUAUCAAAAGAGAUCUGGCUCUUUUAACGGCCUCAAAAUCAGACAUAAGCUCCAAGGACGACAAGACAGCCGAAGACUCCAUGGAACAAGAUGAGGCUUAUAUUGAUGAAGACGAGGGAAACUCCUCCACUCCACCUCAAGCUGAGGCAACGAACGCCUUUGAUUUACUGACGGAUGACGUCGAGGCGUAG